UAUGUGAUACUCCAGACACGACCCCGCCUUUAUCUUAGACUAAAAACCAAAUUUUCAGACAAAUAUUGUGAUAAACGCGUCGUCCCUGGCAAUAUUUGUUAGGAAAUAGCAAAAAUAAAAUAAAUGAUUUGUUUAUAUCUUCGUUCUAAAGGGGCAUCUAAACCGGCGUGAACCAACCACCGUGCUGGACACGUGACCGGGCGGGAGUGGGCGGGGCCAGAGCAGUGUGGGCAUGGCCAUAGCGGUGUGGGCGAGGCCUCGGGUCACGUGUACGUCACCGUGUAGCGACGUCAGCGGCGGCAGUUGCAGCAGUAACGACAGUAACGGCGGUAACGGCGGUAACGAGGCGAAGAGAGCCGUCUAGACGAGUCCGGGAGCCCUCGACUGGGACGCAGACCUGCAGGAGAACGACACGUCAGAAAAGGUCUACUUAGUGUCAUUUCAUCCUCCGCUACAGCCUCUGAUAUGCCGAGGUAGUUCCUUUGAGAGCCUGCUGAUCCAUGGACGUUGUCAGUACAUCAGGGAAGGACAUGAGUACCAAGAGGAAGGCAGGGAGUCACCUGAGAACGGCGAACCAGCAGCACAUCAUGAAGCGUGGGCAUUCCCGCGCUGACUCCGAGAGAGACUCCGGAUUUUCAGAUGCGAGCUCGGAGCACAUGAGCACAAUGGACAACACAGACUCGGAGGAUUCUGUACAGCAGGGAUCAAAGACGACUGGUUCGGGGCCCAUGUCCUCUCAAUUGGCCGUUAUGGGAGGUUCCUACUCGAGUCUCUCUCCAAUGAUCAUAAUGAACAACGUCUUGCUUAAGCAGCCUGUGGAUAAUCCUCCUGCACUGAAACCCUGGGGAUUUAGUCCGACGGUGGAGGUCGUGCAGCCCGUGGUCCAGCAGCCUCAAGUGGUCUUUCUCCAGCCUGUGGUCUCUCGUCAAAGUUCCCCUGCCUCCAAAGAGGCCACUUCCAGAAACCGACGAUCCAAGAAGUAUCUUCCAAUUCUGAAAUCUUAUCCCAAGAUUGCUCCACAUCCUGGGGACAGUGCUAGUUCGUCAGGAAGAGGAAGCGCUUCCUCAUCUUCUUCCUCUUCCUCAGGGUCAGAGAGAGGUAGCGCUUUGACCCCCAAGCAGUGGGAGCAUCGUCAGAAAGAGAAGAAUCUGUGCAGUAGCGAAAGUAACUCUGGUUCAGCAACUCCGUGUCUUCCUGCUACCCCUAGUACUGGGUCUCAUCUGACCCAGAGCAGACUUUCACUUCCAACAACAGAAACCAGCACCAGCAGUAGUCCCGACACGGAGAAGCCUUCAUCAGCUAUCAGCCAGGCUGACAUUUUGUCGUCCUUGUCUUUCGCUCACAGCACUGACUCUGAAAACCAUACACUCCCCGUUUCUCAGGCAGACUCCCUGGACAUUAUGUCUUCAGGAGAUUACAGCGACAGUGACUGUGACACAAAAAGGAAGCGCUUCUGCAACACGUACAACAUCCUGAGCAAGUCUGGUCUGCUGGACAUCACGCUCCGCACCAAAGAGCUUCUCCGGCAGAACCGACGCACGCAGAACGAGUUGGAUCGUCUCCGAGAAGACACCGACCUCUUCCUUCAAGCUCUGCAGAGUGGCGACACUAGCAUUUGGGUUAAGCUGCAGGCCGGUCUUCGAGAGGAAGAAAGGGAGAAAGCUAUUCAGACCAGUUUAAAAGCAGAUUAGACCUAAUGCCUACCUAAUAUCUAAUACCAGGUAGUAAUCUGUUUGACUUGGAUAGGACAGACCACCAGAAACGGGGGGCGGGUGCAUGCACUAAGACAGAUGGACCAAAAACAAUGUGCUACACAAUAUUGACAGUAUAUACCCACCCCCCCACCAGACUCUCAGACAGCGCACUGUGGCCUACAUUCUGGCUGCCGGCUGCCUUAGGGCCCUGACACACCAAGCCAACCUGGGAAAAAAGGGACAAAUUAGCUCAGACAGUGACCUUUGGGUAAAAGUUGCACUAUAGUGUUAAAACUCACAGUAACAUUGCAGAUGGUGGCAUUUAACCAACAAUAUGCAUUUAUGUGAGAAGCUCCAGAAAUUAAGAUUGGAUGCCCUCAUAAAAAUCUGAAUUAUUUACCAACUCACAGAUGGAGCACAGUUGGUAGACCGAAGGAUAGAGGUUGAUCAGUACAGGUUUUUAGAAAUCAGGAGAGCCAAUGCCCAUACAUAUAUGGAUUGGAUGGAUUUUGAAUAUCAUGGUAUUUGGGGAAUAUAUAAUAACUUGUGAAUUUAGACAGUUAUUUAUAAUAGAUACUCAGUCAACCUCUACUGAAGGUUGUGUUUUUGCAUGAGCUGAUAGUAGGGAUGGGCGGUAUGGACUAAAAAAUGUAUCACGAUCAUUUCUGGCAUUUAUCCCGAUAACGAUAAAAAUGACGAUAAAAAAAAUACCAAAAACGUCAUCAAUGGGAAUUUAUCCUUCUUUCUUUCUUUCUUUCUUCCUUUCUUUCUUUCUUUCUUUCUUUCUUUCUUUCUUUCUUUCUUUCUUUCUUUCUUUCUUUCUUUCUUUCUUUCUUUCUUUCUUUCUUUCUUUUUUUCUUUCUUUCUUUCUUUCUUUUUUUCUUUCUUUCUUCCUUCCUUCCUUCUUCCCUUCCUCUUUUCUCCCAUCCUUCCUCCUUUCCGUGUUUUCUCCCUUCCUUCUCCCCUUUCUUUCCUUCCUUCCUUCUUUUGUCCCUUCCUUCCUUCUUUCCUUGUUUUCUUCCUUCCUUCCUUCCUUCUUUUUUCCCUUCCUUCCUUCUUCCCUUCCUCUUUUGUCCCUUCCUUCCUUCCUUCCUUCCUUCCUUCCUUCCUUCCUUCCUUCCUUCCUUCCUUCCUUCCUUCCUUCCUUCCUUCCUUCCUUCCUUCCUUCCUUCCUUCCUUCCUUCCUUCCAAAAAUCAGUUUUACACAAAAACGUCAUCAACGGGAAUUUAUAAUUUUUACCGCGGGAUGACAAAUUCUUAUCGUGAGGAAUUUUUUUGACGGUUUAUCGUGAACGGUAAAAUGUCACCCAUUCCUAGCUGAUAGUCAUACGAUAGCAUACGAGGACUGGGCUGUCACCUUCUCUCUUCAGGAGUCCUGUCAUCUCCAGAAAUACUCAGAUGGCCGCGCUUGUGCGUCACAGCUAGACAGAAGGAUGAUUACAGAGAAGUCGCGGAACACUUUGUGGCAUCGUUGGGGAACAAUCCCCAACAAUGCAGAUAUCUGGUUUUUCACUUAGACAGUCGACUCUACAGGAAAUGUAAUAGGAAACUGUGCCGGGUGACAGAAAAGACGUCAACAUACCGGUAUUUGCAGCAAGAUUUCUUUCUAUCUGUCCGGUGCAGAGUUUCAUUUACUUUCAGGUGUGUGUUGGGACAGCAGUGUCAGAGCCAGUGGGUCAACUGGUACAGAAGGCUGGCUUGGUGCAGGAAGUUGCUCUGGAGCUUAUUAUUGUAAGAUGUAGCUCCAGUUACUUGGCACAGUGGACAACAUUCCACAUCCUUUAAGCGAACGUACUAGAACGCCACAAUGAACCUUCAUCCAGAUGCGUCUCCAGCUCUGCUGCGAUAAGGACCGGCCCAGAAGUCCCUGCCCACCUCGAUGGCCUUUCAUAACAACUCCGUGCCAGGAAACCGGACUCCUUUUUGGAUGAAAUUUAUGAUUCACCUGCCAUUUUAUUUUAUCUUAUUUUUAAAACUUUUGAUAAAUAAUGCACUGCGACAAUUUUAAUUUCUCGUUGGGAUUAUUAAUGUACUUUUUUCUAUAUUUUGUUUUUGUGUGAGAGCAAGUAAAGAAAAAACGCUGUUUUUCUUUGCGUGUGUGGAACAGAGUGAUGGACAAUUACAGGCUUCAAGUGCAGCUCUGAACUACCGUCAGCUUGGUACGCUGAGGGUUAAAGGCCAGAGCCAGAGCGCACUAUUCUUCCAGACUGAGGUCGUCUACUGAAAACAGCCUUUGUGUUGGAGGAAAAGAAGUUUUCAGCUUAUUGGUGGACAAGACCAAAACACUCAGAUGCUUGGAUCUGAAGGAGGAAGGGAAAGAAAAUACACAACUCUUUUUUUCUUUGCAAAAUGCACAAAAGAGGUGCAGCAUCUCAAAGCUUAUUUUAAACGUCUGAGACUUAAACAUUUAAAUCAAGCAUACAAGAAGAUUUGCAUCUUGGAUGGAGGAAAAAAAACCUACCAUAUGGUAACCAUCCUGACAUUGACCAGACUCUUGUUACAGAAAACUAAACGCACUGUUUUGUUGUUUCAACUGAGGCAACAAUCGUAGCAGUCAAGCUGUUUCCCACAGAUGUCGCUUCAUGAACAGUUAUCAGUGACAUUAUUCAACUCACUUUGUACAGUUAACAGUCAUGCAAAAAUCUGUGUUCAUGCCAUGUUGAAUGUGUUUGGAGCAUCUCGUGAGCUAAAAUCAUAAACCAGACAAACUUGCACCUGAAGUGUCUUUGCAUUGCCAUCAUGUUGAUGGUAGGUGUUCCUAUCCAAACUGGCUGCAAGUAAAUACUUUUAAAACAGUUUCGGCGAUUCCCUGCUAAAAUCCCACUGUAAAGGCUGUUGACUAUAAUUGAACCAUAUUUAUCUGACUCGUAAGUUCUUUCAUUUGUGUCAUUUUAAUACAGGUUUAAUUUAAUCUGGCAAGAUUUUUCAGGUUCAAGUGCAGUCUUUUUUGUUUUUCUUGUACUGUACAUGUUUUUUCUAUAAGCUUAUGCUUAAGUUUUCAAGUCAAGUUUCUUCAUAAAUAGCUGUAACCGAGCAUCACCUUUUGGAUAUUUUGUGUCCGUUUUUUUCUAUGUCCACUUUAAGAAAUGUUUUAGAUAUUUUACUGUUUUAACAUAUUUUUUUUCAUUAAGUAAGGCCUUAAAGUUAAACUCGAUGUAUGUAAUGGAGCAUUUGCACUAAAAUAAUCCAAAACAAGCUCUAAAGCAUUAGUGUGCCGAAUUUAAUGGCAGCUAUGGUGUUGUAGCGCAUUUAAGAUGCACAAGACAAGUGUGUGUUUUGUUUUUUCUAUGUGAAGUUGUUUGACAUUUAUAUGCAGACCAUCCUAUAAAUACAGCAGCUUCAGCACAAUCAUGAAACUCCUAAUAGUUUAUCGACAUUCUGACAUGUUACCUACAUUAAACUAUGUAAAGAUGUUUGUCA
Messenger RNA from Cololabis saira (Pacific saury), 5114 nucleotides. It is a transcript of the gene cipcb, whose product is annotated as CLOCK-interacting pacemaker b. The transcript is spliced from 4 exons. Gene Ontology annotation, biological process: negative regulation of DNA-templated transcription; negative regulation of circadian rhythm. Gene Ontology annotation, cellular component: nucleus. Bases 501 to 1691 code for a protein of 396 amino acids. Lineage: Eukaryota; Metazoa; Chordata; Actinopteri; Beloniformes; Belonidae. The record is from RefSeq and is a predicted model, not a curated record.